Molecule: messenger RNA, 2419 nt
Organism: Sinocyclocheilus rhinocerous
Lineage: Eukaryota; Metazoa; Chordata; Actinopteri; Cypriniformes; Cyprinidae
Product: protein lunapark-B-like
Exons: 14
Coding region: 92-1405 (437 amino acids)
Biological process (GO): endoplasmic reticulum tubular network organization
Cellular component (GO): endoplasmic reticulum tubular network
Source: RefSeq, a predicted model, not a curated record
AUUAACUUCCGAAAACCUCUGAUUACGUCACCGUCACACGCGCAGCCUCCGACCCAUCUCUGUAGAAAGGUGUGGAUUUGCAGUACUGACAAUGGGAGCCAUAAUUUCACGGUGGAAGACUAAAGCUUCCACAGUGGAACUUCUAGAGGCACUGGAUAAGGACACGAAGGACCUUGAGGAGUUUCGUGCAAAGAACCAGCGUUUGCUGAAAUUGUGGGUGGGCCGACUUCUCUUCUACUCAUCUGCUCUGUACCUGAUCACGUGUCUGUGUGUGUAUUACCUGUACUUUCCUGAGCAGUGGAGCGCUCGGCUCAUCACUGCCCUGCCUCUGCUGGCCUUUCCUGCACUAGUGUUGCUACUACGAAAACUGCUCGUCUUCCUUUUCUCCAAACGUACAGAGAGAAACAAUGAAAAAUUAGAUGAUUUAAAAGCACAGAAACGGAAAAUACUUGAGGAGGUGAUGGAAACGGAGACCUACAAAAAUGCUAAACUCAUAUUGGAGAGAUUUGAUCCAGAAUCUAAAAAGAAAGCAGAAGCAGAAGCCACUCCAGUCAGACCCCACAUGACCCCUAGACCAGGACAAGACCUUCGGCAGCGGCAUGUUGCAAUGGCUAGUCCUGGUCCAGUACCCAGUCCCAUGUCCCCAGGAGCCACACCCCUUCGCGGAGCCCCAGGAGGGCCUCCAGAGAAAGGGCUAGCCAGGUCUGUAGCCAGCCCAACAGGAGCGAGCCAAGCAGAAACACCACAACAAAUGAUGAGAAGCAUGAACCCUUAUUCACCAGGACCUGGCUCAGGUAUGCGUCCUCCUGGUCCACCUCUUGCUCGACCCAUCCUUCCACGAGAGCGCAGCGCUGUGGACAGAGUCAUUGAGUAUUUGGUGGGAGAUGGACCUCAGAACAGAUAUGCAUUGAUUUGCCAGCAGUGUUUUUCCCACAAUGGUAUGGCUUUGAAGGAGGAAUUUGAGUAUGCAGCAUUCCGUUGUGCUUAUUGCUACUUCAUGAACCCGGCAAGAAAGACACGCCCCCAGGCCCCCAGACUCCCAGAAUUCAGUUUUGAGCGCAGACUUUGCUCUGAAUCUCCUGAAACACAGUCUUCUGCUGCCACAGAGACACCAGAGGACAGUGACGCCCCUGAAGACCGUAUUGUCUCGACUCCUGCCACUCGUGUUUCACACUCUGGCACCCCUUGGAGUAAAGUUCAUAGUUUCAAGAAAUUUCCCUCAGAUGACAUAGAAAGAACUACAACUGCUGAGCCUCAGGACCCUACCGCUGAAGAUCCACCUGCUGCACAUGAAUCAGAGAAAGAAGAGGCACAGUCUCAACAGAGCCCGCCCCCCUCAGAGAAUGUCCAACAGGAAGAGGCUGGAGCUCAGGGGCAACAGCAGAAAGAGGAUGAAUCAAACUAAACUGUGUUUAAAUGCAGUUUAAACAUGCAUGAUCAAUGCCGUUCGCUACAGCUUUUGGUUUUUGGGAUGUUUGGUUUUAACUUCACCCUAAGCAUGUUCAUUUAGUACUUCUUAGUAAUUCUGGAGGCUGUUAAGAGUUUUUACUGCUAAUUUAUUUAUAUAUGCACCACAGUGUUUACAUAUAGUGGGCUAAAUAUCAUAUCACAUUACAGUUUUGGUGUGAUGUCACCCAGUACAAUACAUGUGCAUGGUUUGUUUAUGAGGGUGAUUUCACAAAACAAACUGCAAUUGCUAAAGUCAGAAUAGUAUCAUUUUACAGUGUUGGCAUUCAGUUGUGUAGUAAAUAAGGACAGGAUACAUUUUACAGAUUUUAUCUGUCUUUGUGUUUACAGAAUUAUUUGAAACCGCAAGCUGAACAAAAAUACACUCUGACAAACGCAUAGUCCUUGUAGGGGAGUGAUGUUUUCUUUUUGCUAAAUGCACUAUUUUGAGUAUUAAAUAUUUAUUAUUUUGUUUUGAAUUGUUUUAAUUGCUUGUUUUUUGUGGCCAACAGUUUGUUUACGUAUUUGUGUAUAAUUCAACUGUCUUGUGCCUUUCUGGUUAGGAAUAUGUCUAGGUUUUAACUGCACAGUUUACAAAAUUGCAAAAUUUGCCAGAAAUAAUACAUUGGAUGUUUUCUGCAUUGCUGUCUAUGCUUUACAAGUCAUCUGAUGCCAGAGGUGACACUGGUAUUUAUUCAUGAAUUAAAAAAAAAAAAAAAAAAGGUGGUGAUGAUAAUUUUGUAAUCAAUUGUGCCUCUGCAUUUUGCAUUAGUUAAUUCAUUUCCAUGUUCGUUGUGAAUUGACUCUUAUCUCAAUAAGCAACACAAAAUUCAUGUGCUUUGGAACUGGAGGUGUCCACUUGUUCUUGUUUGUCUGUACUUGCAAGUUGUUGUGCACAUGUCUGUUGCAUUUACAGACUGGAUUGUGUGCAUGUUAAAUCCAAUAAAACAUCUUUUUCUAAAGAAUGGUUCUU